Molecule: messenger RNA, 478 nt
Organism: Microdochium trichocladiopsis
Lineage: Eukaryota; Fungi; Ascomycota; Sordariomycetes; Xylariales; Microdochiaceae
Exons: 1
Coding region: 117-386 (89 amino acids)
Source: RefSeq, a predicted model, not a curated record
GUCGUCAUUCUUAUGUCCGAAGCUCGAGGUUAGCAUGUGCCAGCAUGCCCCCACGCGCCCUGUAGUUUGGUGUACUUGUACGUUCUCAAUCGACCGCCGACCUCUUAACUCAACGUAUGCAGCAGCUUACCGAAAGGGCCUGCAAUAUCAGAUGUCCGCUCAAAAAUGAAGGUACAUUGUCUCAAGAUCCCAGACUAAACACACCAGAAGACAGAAGUUUAAAGAUUGCGUACAAAGCACCGGCAAAAAGCAAACGACCACCACGGGACUCGAACCCGCAACCUUCGACUUUCAAACCCCACAGAUGGGAUAGGAGGUCGACGCGCUACCAUUGCGCCAAGCAGUCUCGAUCGAUCCAUCUGGAUGCUGAGAACUGGCAAUGCUAGUACCCUGGAGUGAAGGGCGGCUUUAUUGUGGUUCAUAUAGACAUAAUAUCCAAGUAAUCCAGAACGUGAUCGAGGUCUGUCCACAACCAACC